Molecule: messenger RNA, 1242 nt
Organism: Closterium sp. NIES-67
Lineage: Eukaryota; Viridiplantae; Streptophyta; Zygnematophyceae; Desmidiales; Closteriaceae
Source: the annotation of a GenBank genome assembly
GCAGACAGUGUGAACUAUGACUCGCCCUUGGCACUCCUGCCUCCACUUGUGAGUGUGAUCUGUAAAGCUAGGAUCGUCCAUGCAUGAUCGCCUUCCUGUCCGUCCAGCACCCUGACGCGAAGUGUCUAGCAUUGCUCACUGCAUCAGCUUACAUUUUCGCGAUUGUUGUGGGGCGUUUUUUCUCCCUCACUGCUGCAUUAUUGGCGCCCCCAGAUUACGCUCUUGACUCCCCAUCGCUGAUCCAGUUUGGCGAGGGCUCGAGAUCGGAAACAAGCUUACUAAUUUCCUGACUUAGCCGCAAUGCCGUCGAAGCUCCAGGAAUGGCUAGAUAUUCCGCCAGGGACCAUACUGCAGCAUCUCCCGACGGGAUCCUGGCGGAACUUAUCAGAGGAGGAAGGCUACAUCCUCCUUCACACGAUCGUCGUCGCCACGGGCACGUGGGCUCUGCUCUUCCUCACCCUCCGCCUCUCGAUUCUGUCGCGAUUCUCCUUCGACUUCUGUAAUCGCGCCGUCUCUCAGGUGCAUGUGAUCAUCGCACUCGCCCUCUCCACAAGAGCGCUUAACUGGUCGGAUCCUCUUGGAAACUUUGGAGGCCCCAACACCCUCCCUCAGGUGCAAGCCAUGGUGAUCAGCCUGAGCUACUUCCUCUACGACUUCGUCUGCUGCAUGUUCGACGUCACCUUCGACUGGGCCAACGCCUUCCACCACGUCUUCUCAAUAUCCGGAUUCGCCUUCGGCCUCAUCACCGGUCGGUGUGGGGAGGAGCUAAUGGCGUGCCUGUGGCUGGUGGAGCUGUCCAACCCGUUUAUGCACGCUAGGGAGAUGCUUCGCGAACUCGAUGUGCCCAAGUCUCCUCUCACCUUCGCCGUUGAUCUGGCGUUUCUCAUCUCCUUCACAGUAGCCCGCAUGGUCGUUGGGCCGCUGGUAACAUGGCAAACUGUCAUUGGGACAAGCCCCACUGCUGUCAAGGUUGGCGCAGUGGCAAUCCUAGCAGUCAGCACGUUCUGGUUCUCCAAGAUCCUCAAUGUAAUAUUUCGCAUGCUUAGGCAGAAGCCUAAGCAAAGCUAAGCGGGCCAGGCAGUCUAGGUUCAAGUCAAGAAAAUAAUCUGUUGCACAAUUUUGUCAAUAGCUAUCUUCCGGUUUAAUUUCAAGCAGUGCAAGGUGGAUGCUCAACCAUGGCGACGCACGAAAAUGGACACCACCUAGUGGUGUUCGUGCAUGGUAUGGCAUGACCACAAGCAA